Cuscuta campestris is the source of this 1657-nucleotide messenger RNA. The record is from the annotation of a GenBank genome assembly. NCBI's taxonomy places the organism in Eukaryota, Viridiplantae, Streptophyta, Magnoliopsida, Solanales, Convolvulaceae.
AAGAGAAAAUUUAAAUGGAAAUGGAGAGACUACGACUAUUCAUACGAAAGGUAGACAGAGCACUUUUUGUCUAUGUUUUCCAUAAUUCGUCAAAAUGUCUCUUUUUUUAAUGUUAAAAGAUUGCGGGCCGAUUCAUUCUUUCAUCAGAUUCUUGUCUAGUUCUAUUCAAUCACUGUGUUACUCUGCAUUCUUUUAUUUUCUGGGGUGGUAACUGGGAAAGAAAGCUUCGGCAUUUCAAUUCAUGGAUCCCAAAUUGGAGGAUGCGCAUUCUAUAACAGUCAAUCUCUUGGAUGGCCAUGAAAAACAACACCGAAAUGAAGCCAUUCACCGCCCCGUUCCCGGGACGACAUCCUUUUCCAAGACCUGUUUCAAUGGCAUCAAUGCAUUGUCAGGAGUUGGGAUUUUGUCUGUACCAUAUGCAUUGGCAUCUGGAGGAUGGCUGAGUUUGUUGUUUCUGUUGGUUAUCGCCGCGGCAGCCUUUUAUGCAGCCGUUCUGAUCCAGAGGUGCAUGGACUUGGAUCCAAACAUAAGGAGCUACCCCGACAUUGGCGAGCGUGCAUUUGGAAGCGCAGGGAGAACAUUGGUGUCCGUUUUAAUGAACAUGGAGCUUUUCAUGGUUGCCACCGGUUUCUUGAUCCUAGAAGGAGACAAUCUUGAAAACAUCUUUCCAGAUUUCAAGGUAGAACUCGCGGGGAUCGUUGUUGGUGGGAAACUGAGCUUUGUUGUUCUGGUUGGGCUCGUCGUUUUGCCCACAGUUCUGCUGAACAACAUGAGCAUCCUGUCUUACAUAUCUGCUAGUGGAGUGAUCGCUUCGGUCACACUUCUUGGGGCCAUGUUGUGGGCCAGUGCAACCGAUGGAAUUGGUAUUCAUUCGAGCAACGUCCUUCUCCAUUGGAGAGGAGUCCCCACUGCUGUCAGCCUCUAUGCCUUUUGUUAUUGUGCUCAUCCUGUUUUCCCCACACUUUACACUUCAAUGGCAAAUCCAACACAAUUCUCUAAGGUACUGAUUGUUUGCUUUCUAGUCUGCACCAUCAGCUAUGCAUCAAUGGCAAUUCUAGGGUAUCUCAUGUUUGGUUCUGGUGUGCUAUCCCAAGUAACCUUAAACCUCCCAAUCGGGAAACUUAGCUCGAAAGUGGCCAUUUUCACCACACUUGUCAAUCCGAUAGCCAAGUAUGCGUUGAUGGUGAAACCUCUUGUGAAUGCUACGGAAAACAUGUUUGUGUCUCAUUGCAGUAAAAAGGGUCACAGCCUGUUGAUCAGAAUCGGUCUGGUGGUCAGCACCGUGUUCGUGGCAGUGGCUAUUCCACUCUUUGGGUACUUAAUGUCACUUGUGGGCGCGUUCUUCAGCAUCUCAGCUUCAGUUCUCCUCCCUUGCUUGUGCUUCUUGAAGAUUUCCAGCACUCACGGCACCCUCAAAAUCGAGAAGUUCUUCGUAUCAGCCAUUGUGGCUAUGGGUGUUGUUAUCAUGGUUGUAGGUACUUACACGUCUGUCCAGGAAAUCAUUGGCCAUUUGUUGAAUAAAUCAUGAUUAAUCUUGCUGAGUUUUCUUGACAUUUUGAUUAGGAAAAAUGAAUGUUGUUUGCUGGGUAUUAUCUUUUUCGUGUUUCCAAAUCUUCCUUUCACUCGCAUCACUUGAUACUGCCUAUGGGAACACUGU